AUGGACCAAUGUGGUCUAUGGCAAGAUAUAAUUUCAACAAAAAAUCUUGUUGCUCACCAUAGUGAAAGUUUAAUUUGUUUUGUAAACAAUAAUUGCGUGGAAAAUUACAAUAGUAUUGUAGCUAAGUAUACAGGUGGUAAACGAGUCAAAUUUUCUCUAAGAGAAUCAUACCAGACUCGCUGUGCUUCUGUUGUAACUGCAUAUAACUAUGGACCAAGUUAUAUUAGACACCUCCAUAAAAAAGCCACUAACUACAGCCCGGGAAUAAACAUUUCACAAGGGCCAGAUGAAGGCUAUGGAGCCAUUCACACUGAGAGUGAAAUAAUUGAUAUGCCAUGUGAUGAAUACGAAACAAAAAAAAAAGACGGUUUCUUAGAAAAGUUAAAACUCUUAUCUAAGCAGUUACAAUUAUUAGAACGAAAUACAGUGGACCAAUCAAAAAGCGAUGAAUGGUGA
This is a messenger RNA of Sipha flava (yellow sugarcane aphid), 456 nucleotides long. RefSeq lists its product as uncharacterized. Lineage: Eukaryota; Metazoa; Arthropoda; Insecta; Hemiptera; Aphididae. The transcript has 3 exons. The record is from RefSeq and is a predicted model, not a curated record. Bases 1 to 456 code for a protein of 151 amino acids.